AAUAGUUUUUAGGUUAUGUAUUCUUAAUACAAAAUUAUCAAAAACUAUCUGUCAAACAACAGGAAUAAAGGAACAAAAAGAUAUAUCUUUUUCAUGUAAUUUCAUAAAAAUUACUAAUGGCUGCAAUCGAUAAAGUUAAGAUUAUUGUUGUUGGUGAUUCUGGUGUUGGAAAAACAUCAUUAACACAUUUAAUAUGUCAACAACAACCUAUUAGGAAUCCUUCAUGGACUAUAGGUUGCUCAGUGGAAGUUAAAUUACAUGAAUAUAAAGAAGGAACCCCUAAUCAGAGGAGAUAUUUUAUUGAAUUAUGGGAUGUUGGAGGAAGUCAAAAUCAUAAAAAUACAAGAUCUGUUUUUUAUAACCCUACAAAUGGUAUCAUAUUAGUCCAUGAUUUAACAAACAGAAAAUCACAACAAAAUCUUCAAAAGUGGCUUGAAGAAGUUUUAAGCAAAGAUAGUAAUUAUAUGAAAUCAAAGCCAUUUGAUGAUUUUGAUCCUGAAAAAUUUGUAGGAUCUACGCAGAUACCAAUUUUAGUUAUUGGUACUAAAUUAGAUUUAAUUGCUGAAGUCAGAUCAAGUAUACAUAGACGUUCUUCAACUAUUGCAGAGGAAUGUGGUGCUGAUGAAAUAUUUUUGGAUUGUCAUCAAGUGAGAUCACUAGCUGCUGGUUCUAGCUCUUCUGUCAAAUUGAGUAGAUUUUUUGAUAAAGUCAUUGAAAGACGAUAUUAUUCAUUAAAAGAAGGAAUCAGUCCUGACAAACGAAGACUGCCAAUGAGUAGUGUUCCUUAUAGUUCUAAAAUUUAUCAUAAUGAUUGAAAUUCAGAGAAAAUCCAUUGUAUCUAUUUUUAUCAUUAAUAGAAUUUUUGUUCCUAAAUUUCUUAUACUACAUUCCUAAUUUGUAUGAGAUAUAUAUUUGUUGUUAUUGAAAUAUAUAUCUAAACUAUUAAAAUAAAAUAUUACAAAUAAUUAUUUA
Frieseomelitta varia is the source of this 972-nucleotide messenger RNA. RefSeq names its product rab-like protein 3. NCBI's taxonomy places the organism in Eukaryota, Metazoa, Arthropoda, Insecta, Hymenoptera, Apidae. Gene Ontology annotation, cellular component: endomembrane system. Bases 117 to 815 code for a protein of 232 amino acids. The transcript has 5 exons. The record is from RefSeq and is a predicted model, not a curated record. Gene Ontology annotation, biological process: intracellular protein transport. Gene Ontology annotation, molecular function: GTP binding; GTPase activity.